UCCCUAGAUGACAAUGUACCUGAUGACCUCUCAAUCGAUAAACUAGCAGGUCAAAACUCCUUCUACUCAAUUCAAGCCCCCGAUCUCUCCCUAAACUCCUGGCUUCAAUGUUUACCCGAGUCGACAUUCAUCCAACCCUUCGAGCCCUGUCGUCUUAAUCUGGCCAUCCAUCGAUUGCGCAAACCAUCUCAAGAAUCGGGUCUAUGGGCCGAUCAAAUACUGAGAGAGCCCAGUGUGAAGCCUCUCAUCUUCCCCUACACUCAUCUUCCUCCGCAGACCACGGCUUCUCAGAUCUUGUCACAGAGCUUGAUGAGGUCUAAUAUUCGACCGAAUCUGGCGCAGAGUCUGCUGCAAGGUCCGGGAAGAUCGAAGACCUUCCUUGGAAUGGCUGCUAGCUCUCUUGUUUCGAGAAAUGGGGUAAUUUUCCGCGCUUUAUCAUCAUUAGUUAUCCUUGCUGGAAAACGUGUAAUUUAUAGUUUAGAUACUGAAGGCUGUAUGUUGGGCAAUUUCAACAGAAAUGUAUAA
Rodentolepis nana is the source of this 525-nucleotide messenger RNA. The record is from the annotation of a GenBank genome assembly. Lineage: Eukaryota; Metazoa; Platyhelminthes; Cestoda; Cyclophyllidea; Hymenolepididae.